GUUACAAAAUAUUGUAUAUUGUAUAUGUGACCAAUUCAAAGGGUGUGACAGAUUCUCCCUAAGGGACAUAUCCCUUGGGAUACAUCCCUUCACAUGUAUAUAAUCAGGACUCCCUGCAAUAAUAAAGGCUCGCUGUCAUUUGUCUCUCUCUCAAUCUCGUUACCACUGAGUAUACUAUAACACGUUAUCAGCACGACUCGCGAGAAAACGGAGAGAAAUUGCUGGUAGGAAGAAAACAGAUCGCUCCUAGUUGGAGAAGGAUAAUGGUAUGGAACCUACUCUUCCUCUCCGCUUUCACUGUAUGCGUGAAAUUUUUAUGUCGUCGGUGGCCACAACUAUACCACACCGGACGGCGCCGCGACGGCAAGGCUCGGCGCGGACAAGCCCUGUCCCCAGCGCACCGACGGUGCGGGCCAUGCACAACAAGGCCAUGCGCAGAGCAGCGCGCCUCGGCCAUGCGCGGUGCGUCUGCCUGCCUACACAGGGCCAUGCGGCUCAUGCACAGGGAGGGCCAUGCAGGCUCCCCACACGAAGCCAUGCGGCCAGCCCACCGGACAUGGCACCGGCCGCUGCGAGCCCUUGGCCGCAUGUGCCCAGGUGCACUUCGGCGCGGGUGAGGCACGACCCCGGCCAGUCCAAUGGACACGGCACGGCCGUUGCGAGCCCUUGGCCGCUCGCGACCAAGCGCAGUCCGGCAAGAACCGACCACGGCGCGGGACAGCCUCGGUUACGCGCGGUCGAGCCCCAGUGCGGGCAAGCCCCGGCCGCCGAGCGCCCCGGCCGCCGAGCGCCCCGGCGCGGGCACGCUGCGGCCGUCCCCCGGCUCGGACGCGGCCAGUUGCCAGCGUGGGCACGGACGCUCGGCCGUCAACGGGUGGACGCCUGAACGGGUGCUCUGCAUCUCUGCGCAAGCGGCACGUCCCUGCCACACCGACCGCCGGUGCGGAUCCGGCAACGUCGGGCGCGGUCGGCCUCUCGCGGAGUUCGGCGUGGCCGCCUCCUGGUGCGGGGUUGGCUGACACCGGCACGCAUGACGAGGACGCCCAGGCGCUGCUGCUCCUGGCGCCGGAUGGAGCAGACUGCGGGCGGCCCGACGGAGGCCGUGGCGGCUCUCCAAGGCGGUCGCGGACCACGGCGCAUGGCGAGCGCCUGGAUCCCGGCGAGGGCGCGGUCGCCCCUUGCCUGGUCGCGGCUACCGGCCCCAGCCAGGGCACAGUCCGGCCUCGGACGGGGCGGCGGCUCCCUGGUGGCGGCUACUGCAGGAGC
This is a messenger RNA of Zea mays, 1266 nucleotides long. RefSeq lists its product as uncharacterized. The record is from RefSeq and is marked predicted. The transcript has a single exon. NCBI's taxonomy places the organism in Eukaryota, Viridiplantae, Streptophyta, Magnoliopsida, Poales, Poaceae. Bases 269 to 886 code for a protein of 205 amino acids.